AGUCAGUCUCUCUCCGGUCCGAAGAGACACGGAGGAAAAAAAACGGGCGAGAAACCGGACAGACUGAAGAGCGCCAACCGCCUGUCUGUCUGCCUGUCUGUCUGCCCGUGUGUCUGCCUGCCUGCCUGUCUCCCGUGUGAGUGUGUGAGAGCCACAGACAGGAGGCCACAGAAGAGGAGGAAGAAGUCGGGAGUUGCCUCUACUUUUCCCUCUCGCUCCGGAGGGUCUCGCUGUGAAAAUGGAGCGGACCAGAACUUUCCUGAUCUCUGCGUCCCUCGCGCUGGUUUCACUGGGACUAACGGGCGCGUGGGCGGACACCUUCAAAGCCUGUCUGUCUGGUCAGGCCCCAGACUGCGCUCUGGUCCAGUCCAAAGAGGACGACUUUGACUGGGAGCAAGGAGACACCAGAGAGAGACCGGCCAGCAACCCCUGGAUCCCUGCAGGUUCCUCCUUCCUGUUUGUGAACAUGUCGGGUCGGUACGGAGGUCAGCGCGCUCGCCUGCUGCUGCCCCCCCUCAAAGAGAAUGACACGCACUGCGUCAGCUUCCUGUUUUACCAGGCGGGGGGACGUGAGGGCGCCCCCCCUGCCAGCCUCAACGUCUACAUUAAAGAGAACAACAGUCCUCUCGGGGUUCCUGUGUUCAACUCAUCAGGCCCUACCGACCACAUCUGGAAAGGGGUGGAGCUGGCAGUGUCCACCUUCUGGCCCAAUUAUUACCAGGUGGUGUUCGAGGCGGUCAGCACUGGUCGGAAAGGGGUUCUGGCCAUCAAGGACAUCGUGCUGCAGGGACACCAGUGCAUGAGCACCCCACACUUCCUGCACAUUAAAGGCGUGGAGGUAAACGCCGGACAGACGGCAGCGUUUCAGUGCACUGUUAACGGGAGCCCUCAGAGCAACCUGCUGCUCCACCUCCAGGGGAUGGAUGGUCGCCAGGCGGUUGUCAGGGAAACCAAAUUGAUGAACUCUCGGCGUUACACGGCAACCUUUGACGUGGAGAACACAACCAAAGGCGACUCUGGACGCUAUCGCUGCAUCGCCCAUUCAGAACGAGGCAUUGCCGUAUCCUCCUACGCUGACCUCACAGUCAAACAGCCCCCAGUACCGAUCGCCCCUCCCCAGCUGACGGCGGUGGGUGCUACCUAUCUGUGGAUCCAACUUAACGCCAACUCUAUCAAUGGAGACGGGCCGAUCAUUGAGAGAGAGGUGGAGUACCGGACACUGUCGGGCAUGUUGAUCGACACCACGCCCGUCGAUAAGCCCACACACAAGAUUGGACACCUGGACCCCGACACGCAGUACGAGAUAAGCGUGCUGCUUACCAGGCCUCUGGAGGGAGGCACCGGAUAUCCUGGACCAACCCUCCGAGCAAGGACCAAGUGUGCAGAUCCGAUGCAGGGCCCGCGGCGUCUGGAGGUCGUGGACAUUCAGUCCAAACAGCUGACGCUCCGAUGGGAACCGUUCGGUUACAACGUGACCCGCUGCCACAGCUACAACCUGACGGUGCAGUACCACUACCGACCAGCAGGGACCGCUAGCAGCGAGUCAGUGAAGGAGGAGGUGGUGUACGACACCGUGAGCUCCGUCCCACAGCACAUCGUACGGAGCAUCCCGCCCUUUACCAACAUCAGCCUGAGACUCGUCCUCAGCAACCCAGAGGGACGCAAGGAGAGCGAGGAGCUGCUGGUGCUUACGGACGAGGACGUGCCUGGAGCCGUCCCGGUGGACUCCGUCCUCGGCAGCAGCUACGAGCAGCAGAUCAGUCUCAGCUGGAGAGAACCACUGCAGACCUUCGGCCUCAUCCGGCAGUACGAGGUCUCCUACAAAGCCUUGAGCUCCUUCGACACAGAGUUCGACUUGUCCAAUCAGAGUGGGAAGGUAUUCAAACCGGCCAAUGAUACGAGCCACGUGUUCAGUGGGCUCUACCCGGGCUCCACUUACUCCUUCACAAUAAGAGCUUCCACCGUCAAAGGCUUCGGGUCUCCGGUCAUCACCCAGUUCACCACCAAGAUCUCAGCUCCUCUGAUGCCAGCCUAUGAUAACGAGUCUCCUAUGAAUCAAACCGACUCCUCCGUGACAAUUCUACUGAAACCGGCUCAGAGCAGAGGAGCUCCAGUCAGUAAGUACCAGGUGGUGGUGGAGGAGGAGCGCCCCCGCAGGCAGCGCAGAGGAACUGCGGAGAUCCUGCGCUGCUAUCCGGUUCCGAUCCACUUCCAGAACGCAACGCUUCUCAACUCGCAGUAUUACUUUAGUGCAGAAUUGCUGAGGAGCGAGCUGAGGACCGCCAUGAGCUUCAGUGUGGGUGAUAACAGGACCUACAGCGGUUACUGGAAUGCUCCUUUACUGCCUCAUAAGAGUUAUGGGAUCUACUACCAGGCCGUCAGCACUGCUAAUGGGGAGACAAAGAUUGACUGUGUGCGAGUGGCCACCAAAGCUGCCAUUAUCGUCACCCAGCUCACAACGCCGUACAUUCGCAUCGCCCCAGCCGCCGGAGACAAGCAGCUCCCAGGAGCAGCCACCAGGAGGCCGGAGCCGGAGCAGGAGAAGCAGUCCGACCACACGGUGAAGAUUGCCGGGGCCAUCGCCGGCCUCCUCCUCUUCAUCAUCAUCUUCCUCGGGGUUGUCCUGCUGAUGAAGAAACGACGGAGAAAUUAUCACUCCUACACUUACUAUCUGAAGUUGGCAAAGAAGAGGAAGGAAACGCUGAGUUCCAGACAGGAAAUGACUCUGAUGGUCAACAACUCCCAACACAUAGUGAUGGUGGACACACACACACACACACUUAACGGACGCACUGUAUCUUCUCCGUCUUCCUUCGCCCUUAAGACAAACACCAUCAGCACCACCGUCCCCAACUCCUACUACCCAGAUCCCUUCGUACCGACGGCCAUUCUAGUGCCCAUUAAUGACGACAGUCACACUAUGACCAGUGAAACCAGCAGCCUGGUCCAGUCCCACUACAAGCAGCGGGAGACGGAGCGGGAGGCGCUGCCCUACCAGACGGGGCAGCUGCACCCGGCCAUCCGAGUAGCCGACUUACUGCAGCACAUCACCCAGAUGAAAUGCGCUGAAGGUUACGGCUUCAAGGAGGAGUAUGAGCUUAACGAGAGCUUCUUUGAGGGACAGUCGGCUCCUUGGGACUCAGCCAAAAAGGAUGAAAACCGCAUGAAGAAUCGCUAUGGAAACAUCAUCGCCUACGAUCACUCUCGUGUGCGUCUGCAGCCUCAGGACGGAGACGGCGGCUCUGACUACAUCAAUGCCAACUACGUGGACGGCUACCACAGACCAAACCACUACGUCGCUACUCAAGGUCCCAUGCAGGAGACUGCGUAUGAUUUCUGGCGGAUGGUUUGGCAAGAGAACACCGCUGCCAUCGUCAUGGUAACCAACCUGGUGGAGGUGGGGCGGGUAAAGUGCUGUAAGUACUGGCCAGACGACACUGAGAUCUACGGAGACAUGAAAGUGACGCUGAUCGAGACUCAGCUGCUCUCAGAGUACGUGAUCCGGACCUUCGCUGUGGAGAAGAGGGGUGUGGCAGAGAUCAGAGAGAUCCGUCAGUUCCACUUCACCGGUUGGCCUGAUCACGGCGUUCCCCUUCACGCCACCGGCCUGCUGGGCUUCAUCCGCCGCAUCAAAGCCAAAAACCCCACAACCGCCGGCCCCACCGUGGUGCACUGCAGCGCGGGGGCCGGACGUACAGGUUGCUUCAUCGUGGUCGACAUCAUGCUGGACAUGGCGGAGCGAGAAGGAGUCGUCGACAUUUACAACUGUGUCCGAGAGCUGAGAGCGCGAAGGGUCAACAUGGUCCAAACUGAGGAGCAGUACGUCUUCAUCCAUGAUGCCAUCUUGGAGGCGUGUCUCUGUGGUGACACAGCUAUUCCGGCCAAUCAGCUGCGGUCAGUUUACUAUGAGAUGAACCGAUUGGAUCCUCAGACUAACUCCAGUCAGAUCAAAGAGGAGUUUAGGACGCUGAACAUGGUGACUCCCACGCUGCGGGUAGAGGACUGCAGCAUCGCUCUGCUUCCUCGGAACCACGAGAAGAACCGCUGCAUGGACGUGUUGCCUCCGGACCGCUGCCUGCCGUUCCUCAUCACCAUCGACGGAGAGAGCUCCAACUACAUCAACGCAGCUCUGAUGGACAGCUACAAGCAGCCAUCAGCGUUCAUCGUUACCCAGCAUCCUUUGCCAAACACAGUGAAGGACUUCUGGCGUCUGGUCCUCGACUACCACUGUACGUCCAUCGUCAUGCUGAACGACGUCGACCCGGCACAGUUGUGCCCCCAGUACUGGCCUGAGAAUGGCCUCCACAGGCUCGGCUCCCUGCAGGUGGAGUUUGUCUCUGCAGACCUGGAGGAGGAUGUCAUCAGUCGCAUCUUCAGGAUCUACAACACGGCCAGGCCACAGGACGGGUACCGCAUGGUGCAGCAGUUCCAGUUCCUGGGCUGGCCGAUGUACCGCGACACGCCGGUAUCCAAGCGCUCCUUCCUGAAGCUGGUCCACCAGGUGGAGAAGUGGCAGGAGGACUAUGACGGGGGGGAAGGCCGCACAGUGGUGCACUGCCUGUAAGAGUACUGCAAUGCUACUAUU
Messenger RNA from Gasterosteus aculeatus aculeatus (three-spined stickleback), 4585 nucleotides. NCBI's taxonomy places the organism in Eukaryota, Metazoa, Chordata, Actinopteri, Perciformes, Gasterosteidae. The record is from RefSeq and is a predicted model, not a curated record.